Portunus trituberculatus (swimming crab) is the source of this 1611-nucleotide messenger RNA. RefSeq names its product collagen alpha-2(I) chain-like. The record is from RefSeq and is a predicted model, not a curated record. The coding region runs from base 1222 to 1596 and encodes 124 amino acids. The transcript is spliced from 3 exons. NCBI's taxonomy places the organism in Eukaryota, Metazoa, Arthropoda, Malacostraca, Decapoda, Portunidae.
GGUGGUGGUGGUGGCGGCGGCAGUGGGCGGUGUGGCCAUGGCGGUGUAUUGAGUGAAAUGUCCCCAUAGACACGUAGUUUUCAUGCCAGGGACACCCACCACCACCACCACCACCGCCUGCCUGGCUGAGAUGUGGCGUCUGGCUACAACUGCCAACGUCACAGAGUUUAGCCGGCGGCCGGAGGAUGGGGCAACACUGCUCUCUUUAGUUGCCGGCUACUGCAAAACUUUCAACCAGGCUUCUGAUGUCUUUUUCCGGGUGGAUUCUGCGUUUUCAUUAUUGUUUUGGGCGUGUGUUGAGUGGCGGGCGGCGUGCAGGGGCGUGAGUGGCGAGGCACAAGGCGGGGGCAGGUUGAGGGUAACUCCACGGGGCUCAACACCCAGCUGGAGGGAGCGGCUGCCCGAGUGGACCGGUAAUUAGGUUGUGGGCCGAGCCAGAGCGAAAGUGUCGCUCCAGUUUUGUCUUAUGGCGUGCGGGAGCCGCCACCACCGCGCCCGGCUGCCUCCACCUCCACCUCCCCUGCACCGCCUCCCUCCUGCACCAGUAGCAGCAGCAGCAGCAGCUCUCCUCCUCCCGCCCUACGUAAACAUUAAUCGGCAACCCAGCAGCCUUCUGGAUUCAGCAGCAGCACCAGCAACACCUGUCAUUCAAGAGGUUUUUAUGGAGUGUUUAUAAAGUGCCGUGUGCAUUACGUGCCCCGCUGGCCCGCCGUGCCCAGCAGCGAUGUAGUGCCGCCCGCCUGGCCGUGGCCCCGCCUGCACCACAGCAGCCCGCGCCCUUCCCCCACAGCUGCCGAGUGUGUGGUGCCAGUGUGUGAGGCGUCGCCACCCUGGAGGCUGAGCCAGCAAGUCUCGGCUGGAAGGGCCCCCCAGGACCCCCCUCCUCAGAGCCCCACGGGCCCCCCUCCAUCGGUCCCUCGGGGUUCCCCAACCCUCCCACCCCAAACACCUUCUCAGGGCCGUCCACCCCCACCUUCAACCCCCCGGGCCCCACGCUGAACCGGCCUCCCCGGCCCCUCUACCAAUCCCACCCCUUUCCCCCAGGGCCCUGGUGGCCCUCAACCCUUCAACACGCCUCCCAACAGCUUCUCGGGGCCCCCCACCUCCGGCCCCCCCUCUGUCCCCUUCCCUGGCUCCCCUGCCCCUUCCAAUGCCUCCACUCCAGGCCCCGGGGGUCCCUCCCCCUUCCCUGGGGCACCUGGUGGGGGUCCCCCCACCAGCAUGGCCCCCACCAGCUUGGGGGGGCCAAUGCCCUCUGCCAUGCCCUUCCCUUGCUCCUCUAACUACAGCAGCCCCACCCCCACCGGCCCCCACAUGAACGGCCCCAACAGCACCAUGGCCAUGCUGGGGCCACAGCAACAUGCACAGAUCAUCAACGGACCCCCGGGACACCCGGGACCAUUCCCGGGGCCGGGCGGGCCAGGCUUCACUGGGCCGGGAGGACCCUUCGGACCGGGGGGCCCACCGUUUGGGCCAGGGGGACCACCAGGGGGCCCUCCCAUGCACGGACCCAUGCACGGCCCCAUGCACGGACCAGGACCCCACCCCAUGAUGGGCCAGCUGGGACCCAUGGACCGCAUCGACCAGGGGAGGUGAGUGGUGUGAACUUGU